CCAAAGGUCCACCCAAAUCUAUUAGCCAAACAUUUGCCUAAAAUACAGGAAGUUGGUUAUUGUCUCAUAAAACAUGGUGGAUGAGUAAAAGAGAGUUGACGCCACAUAUUAGAUCUAUAUAUAAGUAUCCCCUAUUCCUCUUAUAGUUCCCAAAUCUCAGUUAGUUUGGGGGAAAAAAAUCCUACUCCAUUAAUAGAUUUUUGAGGGAGAAAAUGGUUGAAUCUACGACUAUGGCGACGAAGCUAGAAGAACAAUUAGUGAAUAUGGAGGAAGAGAAAGGUGAUGAGAAACCAAGAGAAUUGUUUUUCGCAGAGCUGAAUCUUGUACUUAUUCUCUCAUUUCUUUCAUUAUCAUCUGAAGAACGUAAUUUUGAGAAAUUGGAGAUUGACAAUGACAAAGAUCACCAAGAAGACAACAUUGUUUCUAAAGUAAAUUUCAGAAAACGAGGAAUGAAUAAUUACAGGACUACUGAACCACAAGUGCCUAGGUUCCAGACCAAGAUUAGGGACUGCGGACACUGCAGAAGAAUGUGAGGAAUCAACACCCUUGGGGCAUAGCAAGAAAGAAACUCCCACAAAGGUCUUUUCACUCCUUUUCAUUUAUGGAUAGAUGUUAAUGGAGAGACAAAGAGACAGAGAAAGAAGAUGGAGAAAACCGAAAGACAGGCAUUUGUAUUGCAAACAUCUCUGUUCAAGUUUAAAAAAGCAAUGCUACAUUUCUACUUAAUACUUCAAUACCUUGUUACAUCAUUUUAUAGAGCAUUUUAACAAAUCAGCAUAGCAAAAACUACUUGAUAUAGAACUUGUAGCCUCAUAUAACCACAAGUCCACAACUAAACAAUGUAUUUCCAAAUAUAAUUAUGUAGCUAGUUUACUCUUCAAUUUGUCAACAUAGA
Molecule: messenger RNA, 895 nt
Organism: Nicotiana attenuata
Lineage: Eukaryota; Viridiplantae; Streptophyta; Magnoliopsida; Solanales; Solanaceae
Exons: 2
Coding region: 213-533 (106 amino acids)
Source: RefSeq, a predicted model, not a curated record